CAACAUCACCACUUCUAUUCCCGACCCCCUUCUCUCUUCUCUCUCUCCCUCCCUCUCUCUCUCUUUGUCGCUUCACUCCUUACCUUCUGCAAAACAGAGAGGAGAAUUUGUCUGUACGUAAAUUUUAUACGUGCUUGUUUAACUACGUACACAAAGAAUUCGAAACCCAGCUGAAAAAGGAAGAGAGACUGAUUUUUCUUUACUUGGAAAUUAGCCGUUGGACCUUAGGCGAGAAUACUAAAUUUGGUAGAUUUUCGUGUAUCUGUGUAUGAACUUUAGGUUUUAGAUUGUUAUAAACGGUUGUAUCGACGUUGAAUUUUGAGAUGGAUGGUAGGAGAAUAGCGGCGAGUCCACGGCCAUGUCGUGGGCGGCGUGUGGUGGCGAAGAAGCGUCCCCGUGGGGGCUUCGAUGGGUUUGUGAACAGUGUGAAGAAGCUCCAACGGCGAGAGAUUUGCUCUAAGCGCGACCGUGCUUUCAGCAUGAGCAACGCUCAGGAAAGAUUCCGCAACAUCCUUUUGCAGGAGGAAUAUGAUACUCAUGAUCCCAAGGGUCAUUGUUCCAUGGUGUUGCCAUUUCUCAAGAAGAGGUCACAAAUUAUUGAAAUAGUUGCUGCCCAUGAUAUUGUCUUUGCUCUUGCUCAGUCUGGUGUCUGUGCAGCAUUUAGUCGAGAGACAAAUCAGAGGAUAUGCUUUUUAAAUGUCAGUCCUGAUGAAGUCAUUCGGAGCUUAUUUUACAAUAAGAAUAACGAUUCACUCAUCACCGUCUCAGUUUAUGCCUCAGAUAAUUUUAGUUCGUUGAAAUGCAGAACCACAAGGAUUGAAUACAUUCGAAGGGGUAAACCAGAUGCUGGUUUUCCUCUAUUUGAGUCAGAAUCAUUGAAAUGGCCUGGGUUUGUGGAGUUUGAUGAUGUAAAUGGGAAGGUUCUUACUUAUUCUGCACAAGAUAGCAUAUACAAGGUGUUUGACUUGAAAAAUUAUACGAUGUUGUACUCCAUCUCGGAUAAAAAUGUUCAAGAGAUUAAGAUCAGUCCAGGAAUCAUGUUACUAAUAUUUACCAAGGCCAGCGGAUAUGUUCCUCUAAAGAUUCUUUCAAUUGAGGAUGGAACUGUUCUUAAAUCUUUCAACCAUCUACUUCAUCGAAACAAGAAAGUGGAUUUCAUUGAGCAGUUUAAUGAAAAGCUUUUAGUCAAGCAAGAGAAUGAGAAUCUUCAGAUUCUUGAUGUCCGCGAUUCUGAAUUAACAGAAGUUAGCAGAACGGAGUUCAUGACUCCAUCUGCAUUUAUAUUUUUGUAUGAGAACCAGUUAUUCCUGACAUUUAGAAACCGAACGGUAGCUGUUUGGAACUUCCGUGGGGAGCUUGUGACUUCAUUCGAGGAUCACCUUUUAUGGCAUCCUGAUUGCAAUACCAACAACAUUUACAUAACGAGUGAUCAGGACCUUAUCAUUUCGUACUGCAAAGCUGAUUCCGAUGAUCCCUUAUCAGAAGGAAACGCUGGUUCUAUCAAUAUCAGCAAUAUCUUGACCGGGAAGUGUCUUGCAAAAAUAAAAGCAAGCAACAGUCUUCCCUCGGAUGGUUGCAGUUGCAGUGCAAAUUCUGGUGUCAGAAGUUGCAAUUCUAAGAAGCGAACGCAAGCUUCUAGAAUUAGGAGCACUAUGGCAGAAGCGCUGGAAGACAUCACAGCUCUCUUCUACGACGAAGAGCGUAAUGAGAUCUACACUGGAAAUAGACUCGGCUUCGUCCAUGUGUGGUCUAACUGAAGGUUCUCGACUGCCUCAUUGCCCUUUAAGAUUUUACAUACAUUCUUCCAGUCGGGUGCUGCCUCAUUGCAAAACUACCUGAAACUGUGUAACAUUCGACUAAAUAGUUGUGUCUGCACGCAUGUUUAACGCCUUUAGUUUGUUAUAACCCCUCGAAAGGGGGAUGUUUACUUUCACAUUGUACUGUUUUGGAUCAGCUAAAUUAGAUUGCGACUAUUUGGUGUUGUAAAUGUGUUACCUUACUUGGGGUUCUCAUAUGACCCGUAAUGGCCUUCAGGCAGGUCAUGGCAUUUAUGUUUG
Messenger RNA from Olea europaea var. sylvestris, 2057 nucleotides. RefSeq lists its product as uncharacterized. Lineage: Eukaryota; Viridiplantae; Streptophyta; Magnoliopsida; Lamiales; Oleaceae. The transcript is spliced from 8 exons. Gene Ontology annotation, molecular function: protein binding. The record is from RefSeq and is a predicted model, not a curated record. Bases 324 to 1757 code for a protein of 477 amino acids.